AUGCUUUCCUCCAGGCAGGCAGGCACACGCCGCGUCCUCCGCGCCUUCUCCACCUCCGCGCCGACGCCGUUCAAGGCAUACAUCGGCUCCGCCCCCAUCCAGUAUCCGGACACGGUCACGCUCACCCCAACGGACACCGCGGUGUACGUCAAGGGCCCGCUGGGCGAGACAUCGGUGCCGCGGAUGCCGUUCGUCAGGCUCGAGGAGCAGACGCCGCGGACGCUGCUCGUCAGCGUCGAGGACGCGGGCAUCCGCGAGCAGCGCAACAUGUGGGGCACCACGCGCACGCUCAUCGCGAACGCCGUCACGGGCAUGACCGUCGGCUUCACUCUCCCCGUCUACCUCGUCGGUGUCGGCUACCGAACCGCGCUCGAGGUGGACCCCAAGGGCAAGCGCGAGGGGUGGAGCGGCCAGCGGUUCAACAUGAAGCUCGGCUUCUCGCACACCGUCUACGUGCCCAUCCCCGACUACAUCAAAGCCGAGGUGCCCUCGCCAACAAAAAUGGUGCUCUUCUGUUUGAGCAAGGAGAAGCUUGGGCAGUUUGCGGCGGACGUGCGGAAAAUCCGACCACCAGAACCGUACAAGGGGAAGGGAAUUAUUGUGGGCAAUGAGAUAAUUCGGAUGAAGCGGAUGAAGAAGAAGUAG
Messenger RNA from Epithele typhae, 645 nucleotides. RefSeq names its product ribosomal protein L6. Gene Ontology annotation, cellular component: ribosome; mitochondrial large ribosomal subunit. Bases 1 to 645 code for a protein of 214 amino acids. The transcript is spliced from 2 exons. NCBI's taxonomy places the organism in Eukaryota, Fungi, Basidiomycota, Agaricomycetes, Polyporales, Epitheliaceae. Gene Ontology annotation, molecular function: structural constituent of ribosome; rRNA binding. The record is from RefSeq and is a predicted model, not a curated record. Gene Ontology annotation, biological process: translation.